AUGUCGCAAAGUGGCAAACUCUUCCACCCUGGUAUAAUGACUUUUUGGGAUGCCUAUAUUUAUUUUGUGACCUCACUGCCUUUGGUACUUCUACUGGGCAUCACUCUGGCAUGUCAUUCGACCACCAGAUUUAGCGGUUCAUAUUACUCUAAUAGAACCAUAAUACCCUCCAUGAACACCGCUUUUGUCCUCCUAUCACUGCCAAUCCCUUGCCUUGGUCGCAUUUUUUGCUGUCCUGGUGCUUUCCCUUUACUCUCCCUUCACUCAGGGAGCAAUGGCUGGAGGCCCAUGGAUGAGGUGGAGGAGCUAAUUUGCUUGUGGAGUAUUAAUACAUCUAUAAUACUCGAGCUCACUGUGUGCAACAGCGAGCACAAAGGUUUCAGCAACGUGCGGAGUGGUGCGAUGGGAAUAGUUGGUAGUAUCACUGUGACGCCAGUUAACAUAGUUGAUAAUGUGGGAAUCAUAGGUGGACGUAUGGUAACUUUCGCACAUGGUAUUUCCUAUAUUUUACCCUAA
Suillus paluster is the source of this 516-nucleotide messenger RNA. RefSeq lists its product as uncharacterized. The coding region runs from base 1 to 516 and encodes 171 amino acids. The transcript is spliced from 8 exons. The record is from RefSeq and is a predicted model, not a curated record. NCBI's taxonomy places the organism in Eukaryota, Fungi, Basidiomycota, Agaricomycetes, Boletales, Suillaceae.